Branchiostoma floridae (Florida lancelet) is the source of this 1779-nucleotide messenger RNA. Its product is annotated as enolase-phosphatase E1. NCBI's taxonomy places the organism in Eukaryota, Metazoa, Chordata, Leptocardii, Amphioxiformes, Branchiostomatidae. The transcript is spliced from 6 exons. Gene Ontology annotation, molecular function: magnesium ion binding; acireductone synthase activity. The record is from RefSeq and is a predicted model, not a curated record. Bases 200 to 1093 code for a protein of 297 amino acids.
UUUGACCUAUGUACUCUCACAUGGCCGGUUCGCAGUCACAGAGAGCGGAUCACUCUUCCGUAGCUGUCCGAAGUUGUCGAAAGGAACGAGCACCAACAGAGCUUCAGAACACCUUUAUGCCUGAUGGUAGGCUAGAUAUUAAACGUCAUAUCUCUAGAGACUCUGCGAUUGUUGGACGUAGAAUACUUUGACGUCUAGCAUGUCAGAUCGCCGCUUAAGGCGACGUCAGGGAACUGCUGGGACGGACAACAAGCGGCGUGCUGAUGGGCCACAUGACAUCUCAGGUCUGUUGGACGGUGUGUCCGUGGUGCUGCUGGACAUAGAAGGGACCACAACUCCUAUCACCUUUGUUAAGGAUGAGCUGUUCCCAUAUGUGCGUUCCCAUGUAAGACAACAUCUCGAGGAACACUGGCAGGAGGAGGAAUGUCAGGAGGAUAUCGCUGCCCUGAGGAAACAGGCAAAGGAAGACAAGGAGAUGGAUGGUGUGGUGCUAGUCCCAGAAUGCACCACAGAUGAUGAUGAAGAGACCAGGAAAAAGGUGCUAAGUGCUGUUGUGGACAAUGUGCUGUGGAACAUGGAUGCUGAUAGGAAGGUCACAGCACUGAAGCAGUUACAAGGUCACAUGUGGAGGGCUGCCUAUCAGACAGGCAAGAUCAAGGGAGAGGUAUACCCAGAUGUGGUGCCUGCUAUCCGAGGGUGGUUGGAGACAGGUCGUCAGGUGUACAUCUACUCCUCAGGCAGCGUGGAGGCACAGAAACUCCUGUUUGGUUUCUCCUCAGAGGGAGACCUGUUGGAGCUGUUCAGUGGCCACUUUGACACCACCACAGGUCUGAAGGUAGAGACGGAGAGUUACAGGAGGAUAGCCAAGGCUGUGGGCUGUGAUCCUGCCAACAUUCUCUUCCUCACAGAUGUUGUAAGAGAGGCCAAACCAUCACGUGAGGCUGGGAUGAAGACAUGUCUUACAGUGCGACCUGGGAACGCACCUCUCACAGAGGAGGACUGGGCAAACUACCCUGUCAUCAAGUCUUUUUCUGAACUGGCUUGUAAUGUCAGUCCUACCAAAAUGCGAUCCAGAGGGAAAGCUGCAACAUAGCCUUGUGCAAACUUAUCAGCGACAUGGACAUUACAUAGCUGUCUGUUAAAAGGAUACAGUUGACAUACAGACUUUUAAUUGGCAAGUCCCAAUCUGAACUGUAAAUCCAACACAAAACAUGGCACUUUCCAAAUCCUGAUGUUUGUGUUACAGUACAAGAAUGGCUAUGAAGAUCAGAUAAAUGAAUAUUUGUCUGAAUAAAGCAGUCAAAAAGCAAUCAAGCAGGCUUGUCAUCUUCAAUUUAGCCUCUUUCUUUUGCAUUCUGCAUAGUUUGGAUUACGUAUGUUUUUGCUCUAUAUACUGUUUUGCUGGCCGCAAACUGUUUUAAGAGAAUAACUCUUGCCUACAGGAUAAUUAAGACUUGCUUUUCAUGUCAGGGCACCUGGACUGAAUGUUGUGAGCAUCAAAUACAGAAAUACCGUGUUCUAGGUAGAGAGAACUAUAAGGACUACGGACUAUGAACUAGAGAGCUGGUACUGAAAAAGUCUUGGGGGAGGGGUAUUGACUGGUACAGAGAAUGGAAGUCUUCAACCAUCACGUUGUGCAUGACAAAAUGCAGUGAGGAGUAUUUUCAAACCAAUGUCUUGCCCCUUAUCUUUUCCCUGGAGCAGUCUGUGGAAAAUACUAUGAAUGUAAUGCAAUGCAACAUCCAUCUCUGCACAGUUCCAAUAAACCCAUCAAACGUA